UUUACUGCUAAAGACGUCGCGAAUUAUUCCAAGUUUGGUGACACGCCUUAAAUACGACCAUGUCAUAUCCAACGCGACCGAUUUCCUCGCAUAUGCGCGCACCGAGCGCGUCGGCUUCAUCGAGUGGACAGUCACCAGCAUUAUUAGCGCGAAUCGAGGAGAAAAAGGCCGAGCUCGAAAACCUCAAAGAGCUUCGAGAGCUCAGCGCAGCGGUCGCAACACAAAUGGAAGCUUUGGAACAGAAACUCUCGACUCUUUCCGAUGGAACAGAGGCAAUUGCAGCCGUUGUUGGAAACUGGCAUAAUGUGCUACGUGCCAUCAGCAUGGCUUCUUCUAAAUUAGCCAAGACGGCAGCCGAUCCUACAAACGCAUCGGAAGAUUCAACAGGGCCUCUGCCUCAAACUCUAGUCCGAAUUCCAACAGAACAUGCACCAGCUCUGCAAGCCCAGGCAGAAGCUGCAGAAGCCGCAGCCGAGGAAGAAGAGUCAUGAACAGACUUGAUCAUGGUCAAAACUUACGAAAGUCGACAUAUCUUCCGGCAGUCUGUAGGGUGCCUUGCGAUUCAUGGGUGCUUCUAUGGGGAUAUGCUACAGGCAACAUCUAUUUGAUAGACACCGCAAGCUCCUUGCCACCUCCACGAGGUUGAUUUUGGAUAUUGGCAUCCUUGAGCCAGGCAGCAGCAAUCACUUGCAGUUCCCAACUAUCCUCAGCACAGUAUUCUGCGAUCACGCCCCGAUGAUAAGAUGAUGCCUCGACUGCCACCCGGGAUCUAUAGGACGGGUGAAGUCAUGUCUGGGAGGGGGCUUCCGGAUGAAUAAGUGUUCAUCACGAAGGAUAAGAUUGACACACAGAAAUCAGGCUUGUUUUCAGAAGACACCUAGAUUUCCCGUCUCUGGUGAUAAGUUCCCAAGCCAAAGGCACCAGGAUGCUGGGGGAACUUGGGGUGAUCCUUGAGGAGGGGGCAUGCAUUCACCUGUCAGCGCUGGUUCACUGAUCCCAAGUCUGGCUGAAAAGAGGCAACAGAAGUGGUUUCGAUUCGAGGACGAUCUAAUGAAGCCAUCGCAGGUCGAUCGAGAAAUCCAAGUGUAUUUUAGCUUAUGAAUUUCUUGCUACAGUAGCUCCUAGAGGAUAGCUAGUCGGUGUAGUUCUCAGCAUUGGUAUGGAGUGACGAUACAGGUGGCUAUAUACUUCAUGUCGUCUUCCAUGGCUAAUUCCCCAAACCUCCUCUGGACUUUCUAGUCAGGACAAAGAAAAAUUACGUAUUCAUUGCAAGUUUACUGGCUUAAUUUGAGCCCUC
Messenger RNA from Fusarium odoratissimum NRRL 54006, 1297 nucleotides. RefSeq lists its product as uncharacterized. Gene Ontology annotation, cellular component: mitotic spindle; DASH complex; mitotic spindle midzone. The record is from RefSeq and is a predicted model, not a curated record. The coding region runs from base 60 to 491 and encodes 143 amino acids. The transcript has 3 exons. Gene Ontology annotation, biological process: attachment of spindle microtubules to kinetochore; mitotic cell cycle. Lineage: Eukaryota; Fungi; Ascomycota; Sordariomycetes; Hypocreales; Nectriaceae.